Molecule: messenger RNA, 693 nt
Organism: Anopheles cruzii
Lineage: Eukaryota; Metazoa; Arthropoda; Insecta; Diptera; Culicidae
Product: putative protein TPRXL
Exons: 1
Coding region: 1-693 (230 amino acids)
Source: RefSeq, a predicted model, not a curated record
AUGAAUAAAGUGAUUCUGCUAACGUUUGUGGUGCUGUGUGUGGCCAGUUUCAUCGGCUCCACUGCGGGAGCCCCGGGACGGAAGGGUGAUUCGUCGGAAGAGUCGAGCGAACGGCGAGAUGUGGAACGGGAUCGGAAAAAGGAUCGUAAUCCGGCGGCAGGAGGCGAAUCGAAUGAUGGUGGUAAACAACCGUCAGUGAAGGAGGGCGAAAAGCGGGACAAGGACAGUGUGUCUGCUUCCGGUGUGUCCGGUGAACGGAAGACAAAGCGCCCGCGACCUCCGCCAAGGAGGAGGUACAAGGGAAAGAACAGGAAUCGAUCGUCUACGACAACCAGCGCAACGAGCACCGGCUCUUCAACGACAACACCGACGACGCCAGCCGGUGCCAGUUCGACUACCGGAGCAGCCACGAGAUCAGUUUCUUCGACCACCGUUGCUGUUUCUUCACCGACGACGACAACCCAAAGCACUACGUCCAGCUUGAGGUCUACAGCACUGUCCACACCGUCGACCGUUUCUACAACGGCCAGUCCUUCGUCGACCGGCCCACCAACAACUUCCACUGGAACAUCCACCAGCGCUCCAUCCUUUUCGACACCUUCCACUACCGGUGCUACAGGCAGCGGGCCGGUUUCGCCCACCGCAAUUCGCUCAUCCACUCUGUAUCCCACCUUCACGACCACUCGCACUUAA